This is a messenger RNA of Pocillopora meandrina, 2761 nucleotides long. The record is from the annotation of a GenBank genome assembly. Lineage: Eukaryota; Metazoa; Cnidaria; Anthozoa; Scleractinia; Pocilloporidae.
AUGUUCUUUGUUACAGUUGCAAUAAUCGCGGAAGUAUACUCCCGAUAUAUCCCAGACUUUGAUACAACCCGCCGUCUUCAAGUAGAAAAAGGGCGAUAUGUGGAAAUAAAAUUGGAGCUUUAUACGCCCAUUGACUCACUUGGAGCACCUUGUGCUGAUGAGGAAUAUCUUGAGAUCCGUGAUGGCUAUAAUCAGUCUGGAAAUCUUUUGGGUGUAUUUUGUGGAAGAUACGUUAGCAUUAACCUACGUUCCAGUGGACAGAACAUGUGGUUAAGAUUUUCAUCUAACCAUAGAUACCGGCUAUGGGGCGACAGAUCCUAUGAAGGAAAAGCACUAAAUGCAAGAGGUAAGCAUUCUUAGGUUUAAGUGUUUUGAUUUUCUUAAUGGUAUAAUUUAUUCUAGAUGAUAUGUCUUAUUAUGUUUGUGCUUAGUUCCCACCAACCUGAAAAACGUCGCAAAGACUCAGUUUGUCCUGCUCAAUCAUUUGUCAUCGUCGUGGUGCCCGGCGGAAGGUGGACCAGCUCCUCGCAUUGUUUGGAGAAAGAAUGGCGCUGUUGUGCAAAACAGCACUAGUGUGCGACUUCAAAUCAACGUCACUGAAGAAGAAGGAAAUACAAAUUACAGCUGCGAAGUGGAAGACCAGGAGCCGAAAAACAUCAGUCUUGUUGUCGAGAGUAGGUCUCAAGUUACAUCUUUACUUCAAGGGGAUCUCAGUUGUUGUGUAUGCUUUUGGUAAACCUUACUCUUUGUCUUAUGUCGAUUUUGGGAACUUUUGGUUUUAGAAUAAAACCUUCUACAAUUUUAUUCAAAGGUAACCUGAAAAGUCACAUUUAUGAAGUAAAACAUAAAACAAUUAAGUGUCUUUUUUUUAAUUAUUAAAAGAUUAGUUUUCAUGCUUUUGCUUUUAAAAAAAUUAUUAAUUGACUCGAUUGACCGCUGCCCAAGAAAAAUUGCCAUCAAAAACUGUGCUGUUAAAACUAUUGAAUAAUCGCAAAAUCGUUCAGAAUGGAUAAAUAAACAACUAGCAAAAGUCGCAAGUGACGUUAGUGCGGUUUUCCCCUGAGCUCAAAUUGCUAACCUAAAGGUAUUUUCCAUUACUGCGACCGCGCAAGAGGCAAUGCACGAAAUAAAAUCAAUGUAUAGAAAAGUGAGAGCCUUUUUUCGGUUAGGAUAGCCAUCUUUAGGUCGUUCGCCGUAUACUUCACAUAAGAAAAUAGAGGAUUAGUAGGUCGGUCUAUUUGAAUCUAUUUGAAAUUGAGAAUUUAAGGGCCGGGUCGCACUGGAGCGAAUUCAAAUAUCUGUCAAUUUUUCGCGAGCCAAACAUUGGCAAAAAUUUUUGCAAUUUUCAAUUUUUGGAGGCGGAUGCAUCAAACUAGUAUCCUUUGAUCAAAACUUCAUUGAUUGACACGUUCGUCAAUCGCGAACCCAUCUCCCUCUACUAAAGGAUAAAGAAAAAAUUAUCGCUAAAAUUACUGGGCAAGAAUGGAUCGUCAUCGAAUGAUUAUCCUCGCAGCUUUCUUUCUCUCCAAAACAACGUUGCGUUUUUUAUCUUGUUGGUACAUUAUCAGCAGGCUUCUAUGUGGCUAUUAUCAACUCUUAGACGUAGAGGGCAAAGACUUCUAUUAAAUAGAGCUCGCUUUCGAAACCGUCCUUAGUCGAGGUCUCCGCGUUCGGUGGAGUCAUGGUUCGAGCUUGUGACCAUGUAUCGUAUUCCGCUUUCUUUUUUCUUGUCGAUCUUUUUGGUUGCAGCUUGCGCCACUUGUGCUGGCUUCGAUGAUUCCAUUUGAAGGAGAAGUACUCGUUAAAGCCGAUUGUUCUCCAAAUUGCCGCCUGUGACCGAGCCCAGGGUACGAGUCAGACAUUCGAAUAAAAACGUCACUCAAAUUCCUCGUUUCCAUCAAACGAAAACUGAGGGUCAAAUGUCCUGCCAUCGCGUGCGCCAAACUACUCUAGCGGACCACAGCGUAUUUUUGCCGCUUAAAUUUUAUCUGAACAUCUCUCGUGUACGAUGACAGCUAAAUGGUCUAAAAACAAGAUUGUUCGGUGUGCUAAAGAUUGGAAGCCUGCGAGGCAGGACAUCGACUCCUUUGAAGAUUAGCGAAAUUUUGGCGACUCGCAAAAAGUUGACAAGGUUUUAAAAUUGGGGGUAGCACUUAUUUAACACAACUCGUUGACAUAUUUUUCGCUUAAACAAACAAAAAAGCUCUAAUGCGACCCUGGCGGUAGUAGGUUCGGUCUAUUUGAAUCUACGUCGUAAACAUGAAAAAAUUUAACAAAGUUUGCACCGGAAUGACUUUACUAUUCUCCUUAUCUUCGAACAGAUCAAACGGAAAAUACCAGAGAGCAACAAAUCCCAUUAAUUAAGUAUUUUAGAUCAUUUUCAUACAUGGCGAAUAAAAAUCAUGCUCGUGAUUAUAAUGAGCUGUUUUGCACCAACGGCUGAAUAGAAAUAAAAAAUGUGAUGUGAAAUAUGUCUUCAUUUCGACGAGAGAGCAUUUUAGUUUUGGAUGGUUUUGAACAAUGCUUAGCUAAACGGAUGGUAUACUUUGUAACGUGCCAUCAUCAAUUUGAUUCGAACAAACAGAUAUGAUUCAAAUAUCAAUUUUUAAUGGAAGCCUGUUUUUGUUUGUCAGAGUGCCCUCAACAGUGCCAAUGCAAAGUCCUUAAAGGUAACAUGAAGAACUUAGUAUCGGCCGACUGUGGAACGAAACAGCUUACGUCAAUUCCAGAGAAAAUUCCCCGAGCUACAGGAAAACUGUAA